Anolis carolinensis (green anole) is the source of this 10664-nucleotide messenger RNA. It is a transcript of the gene xpo4, whose product is annotated as exportin 4. Lineage: Eukaryota; Metazoa; Chordata; Lepidosauria; Squamata; Anolidae. Gene Ontology annotation, biological process: protein export from nucleus. Gene Ontology annotation, molecular function: nuclear export signal receptor activity. Bases 49 to 3510 code for a protein of 1153 amino acids. Gene Ontology annotation, cellular component: cytoplasm; nuclear pore. The transcript has 23 exons. The record is from RefSeq and is a predicted model, not a curated record.
CCGCCCGGUCCCAGAAUGCACCGCAUGGCGCGUCAUUGAAGAGAGACCAUGAUGGCGGCGGCCGUGGCCGUGGGGGGAGCCCCGGAGGUGAUCGCCCAGCUGGAGAACGCGGCCAAAGUCUUGAUGGCACCACCUUCCAUGGUCAAUAACGAACAACGUCAGCAUGCGGAACACAUAUUCUUAUCAUUUCGAAAAUCAAAAUCACCAUUUGCUGUCUGCAAGCAUAUUUUAGAAACUAGUAAAGUGGACUAUGUCCUUUUCCAAGCUGCCACAGCGAUAAUGGAAGCUGUUGUACGUGAAUGGAUUUUAUUGGAAAAAAGUAGCAUUGAGUCAUUACGAACAUUCCUUUUAACAUAUGUCUUACAAAGGCCGAACCUUCAGAAGUAUGUACGAGAACAGAUAUUAUUAGCAGUAGCAGUAAUAGUAAAACGAGGGUCCUUAGACAAAUCAAUUGAAUGCAAGAGCAUUUUUCAUGAAGUCAGCCAGCUGAUAAGCAGUGGGAACCCCACCGUGCAAACAUUAGCCUGUUCCAUUUUAACAGCAUUGCUGAGUGAGUUUUCAAGUUCAAGUAAAACAAGCAAUAUUGGAUUAAGCAUGGAAUUCCAUGGUAACUGCAAACGAAUAUUUCAGGAGGAUGAUCUCCAUCAGAUUUUCAUGCUCACAGUAGAGGUUCUGCAAGAAUUCAGUCGACGUGAAAAUCUUAAUGCUCAAAUGUCUUCAGUCUUUCAGCGUUAUCUUGCACUAGCCAAUCAAGUCUUAAGUUGGAACUUUCUUCCUCCUAAUUUAGGCAGACAUUAUAUAGCUAUGUUCGAAUCCUCACAAAAUGUGAUGCUAAAGCCAACAGAAUCCUGGCGUGAGACCCUCCUGGACAGCAGAGUCAUGGAGCUUUUCUUCACAGUGCAUCGAAAAAUUAGAGAAGACACAGAUAUGGCACAAGACUCCCUGCAGUGCUUAGCCCAGCUAGCCUCGCUACACGGGCCGGUGUUUCCCGACGAAAGUUCCCAAGUCGAUUAUUUAGCUCACUUCAUUGAAGGAUUGCUCAACACUAUCAAUGGAAUUGAAAUAGAAGACUCGGAAGCAGUAGGGAUUUCAAGCAUAAUCAGCAACUUAAUCACUGUAUUCCCUCGCAAUAUAUUAACAGCCAUUCCAAAUGAACUUUUUUCUUCAUUCGUUAACUGCCUCACACACCUGACUUGCUCUUUUGGGAGAAGUGCUGCCUUGGAAGAAGUGCUUGACAAAGAUGACAUGGUAUACAUGGAAGCAUAUGACAAGCUGUUAGAAUCCUGGCUUACUUUGGUGCAAGAUGAUAAACAUUUCCAUAAAGGCUUUUUUACUCAGCAUGCUGUUCAGGUUUUUAAUUCUUACAUCCAAUGCCACUUAGCUGCUCCUGAUGGUACAAGGAAUUUGACUGCCAAUGGUGUGGCCUCUAGAGAAGAGGAGGAAAUAAGUGAGCUUCAGGAGGAUGAUAGAGAGCAGUUUUCUGACCAACUGGCCAGUGUGGGCAUGUUAGGAAGAAUUGCUGCUGAACACUGUAUACCUCUUCUUACAAGUUUAUUAGAAGACAGAGUGACGAGGCUUCAUGGUCAGUUACAAAGGCAUCAGCAGUUAAUUGGUUCACCAGGAUCAGGUCCCAUUGACAAUAAAGUACUUGAUGACCUAUACGAGGAUAUUCAUUGGCUCAUUCUAGUCACAGGCUACCUCUUAGCUAAUGAUACUCAGGGAGAGACUCCGCUAAUACCUCCAGAAAUAAUGGAGUAUUCCAUUAAGCACUCAACUGAGGUUGACAUCAAUACGACGCUUCAAAUUCUUGGAUCUCCAGGAGAAAAGGCCUCUUCCAUUCCAGGGUACAACAGAACUGAUUCUGUUAUUAGGCUACUGUCUUCUGUUCUAAGAGUUUCUGAAGUGGAGUCUCGAGCAAUAAGAGCAAAUCUUACGCACCUUUUGAGCCCCCAAAUGGGAAAAGAUAUUGUAUGGUUCCUUAAGCGGUGGGCAAAAACCUAUCUCCUAGUAGACGAAAAACUGUAUGACCAGAUAAGUCUGCCAUUCAAUACAGCAUUCGGAGCUGACACAGAGGGCGCUCAGUGGAUUGUGGGUUACCUCCUAGAAAAAGUCAUCAGCAACCUGGCAGUUUGGAGUUCUGAACAGGACCUGGCAAAUGACACUGUGCAGUUGCUAGUCACUUUGGUAGAAAGGAGAGAAAGGGCAAAUAUAGUAAUCCAUUGUGAGAACUGGUGGAAUUUAGCAAAGCAGUUUGCCAGGCGGAGUCCACCUCUUCACAUUUUAUCGAGUUCUGUGCAGCGAACGUUAAUGAAAGCCUUAGUUCUUGGAGGUUUUGCUCAUAUGGAAUCUGAUGCCAAACAACAGUACUGGACAGAAGUUUUACAUCCACUUCAACAGCGCUUCUUGAAUGUGAUAAACCAAGAAAACUUCCAACAAAUCUGCCAGGAGGAGGAGGUGAAACAAGAAAUCACUGCCACCUUGGAGGCACUUUGUGGCAUUGCGGAGGCUACCCAGAUAGACAAUGUAGCUGUUCUCUUUAAUUUUCUAAUGGACUUUCUCACCAAUUGCAUUGGACUAAUGGAGGUGUACAAGAAUACACCAGAGACUGUUAACCUCAUCAUAGAAGUUUUUGUUGAAGUUGCACAUAAACAAAUAUGCUAUCUUGGAGAGUCUAAAGCCAUGAACCUAUAUGAAGCUUGCCUGACCCUACUUCAAGUGUAUUCCAAGAAUAAUUUAGGUAGACAACGAAUAGAUGUUACUGCAGAAGAGGACCAGUACCAAGAUCUUCUUCUUAUCAUGGAGCUUCUUACUAACCUACUUUCAAAGGAAUUUAUAGAUUUCAGUGAUACAGAUGAAGUAUUCAGGGGGCAUGAACCUGGGCAAGCCACAAAUAGAUCUGUGUCAGCAGCAGAUGUUGUCUUAUAUGGGGUGAAUCUGAUUCUGCCUUUAAUGUCCCAAGACUUACUGAAGUUUCCAUCACUGUGUAAUCAAUACUACAAAUUAAUCACUUUUAUUUGUGAAAUAUUCCCUGAGAAAAUUCCACAGCUUCCAGAUGACUUAUUUAAAAGCCUUAUGUAUUCAUUAGAAUUAGGGAUGACAUCAAUGAGUUCUGAUGUUUGCCAGCUCUGCUUAGAAGCGCUGACGCCAUUAGCAGAACAGUGUGCAAAAGCGCAGGAGACAGAUUCAUCCCUUUUUUUAGCAACAAGGCACUUUCUGAAGAUGGUUUUUGAUAUGCUGGUACUACAGAAGCACAAUACAGAGAUGACAGCUGCAGCAGGUGAAGCGUUUUACACAUUAGUAUGUUUGCAUCAGGCUGAAUAUUCUGAAUUAGUUGAGACAUUAUUAUCAAGUCAACAAGAUCCAAUCAUUUACCAGCGAUUAGCAGAUGCCUUCAACAAGCUUACUGCAAGCAGCACUCCGCCUACGCUGGACCGUAAGCAGAAGAUGGCCUUCCUCAAAAGCUUAGAAGACUUUAUGUCAAAUGUUGGUGGUCUCCUCUGUGUAAAAUAAACACCAGAACUGUAUGCCUAACUUUUAGACCCUUUCUGCAAAAUGCACUGAAAAAUGCUGAAAGCUGACUUAAUCGUAAUGCCUAUUUCUGGGUUUUUCACAGCCAUCUAAGAUUUUAGAGAGCCUGGAAGUUUUGAUAUAGUGCAGUGGAAUAGGAGAUGUCAACUCUAAAAUCAGCUUCUGCUAAAUGUGUUAGCCACAGUCUAUCAUACCUUCUUACGUUGUACAGAAAAUAAACUGAAAUCUCAAAAAAGAAUUCCACAAGUGCAUACAGAUAUGGGCACCGUAAAAACAAGAACCAGUGCCUUCUCCCAAAUAGCCUCAAAUAGUGAUGAUCCAAACUCCUAAAAGAUUUUUCGUUAUUGUUACAAACCUUUUAAAUGUGUGAUUUAAACACAUACAGAACUCUAAAACAAUCCUAAGCUUUAUUUUCCUCUCUGAAAACUGUGUGUGUAAUCCAGUGAAGAAGAAGAAGAAAACCACCAAAUGAUAUUUUUAAACUUGGAUUUAUUCUUUUUUUUAAGUUUGUUUGGGGUUUUUUUUACAUCAACCUGGCGUUGCAUGUUUGUGUAAUACAAGUUUCUACAUUAUAUGCUGCUGCCCUAAAGUUCAGAAAGAAGAAAGGUGUAUAUUUUUGUUUUCCCUGAUAUGAACUUUAGGAACUGUAGCCAUUUCAUUGCCUUAAUUUAAAGCAAAUUAAAAAAGAGAAAAGCUGAUGUAAGUUAGAUGAGAAAUCUAAGGCAAGCUUUUGGUCUUCAGAACUGGUUUAGGAAUGUUGGCAUUAAGCUGCCAUGUACCUGUUUGCAGCCCUUGUGUGCUGAGAGUAUUAUGUCCAUGUAAGUUCAUGUAUAAUUUUACUUUCAAUUUCUAAUUAUUCGCACCCAAGUCGUACACAACUGCAAUGUAUUUCUAGACUGAACUGUUUGCUGAAGCAAUAAUGUUUCAAAAAGUGUAAAUUAUUGAUUUCUACAAACUUUAUAAAAAAACUGUUGGGGCAUUAGAUCCGAUGGCUAGAGUAUUAUAGUGUCAAACUCCUCUAGCUAAGGGCCAUGCAUGUUUGAUUUCAAAAUUCAGAAUAUAGGAUUGGGGUCUGAUGGCUCGCCACCGCCUUCAGGUCCAUGGUCCUGUCUUCUGCUGCUCUGAUCCCAUUUGUUCAGUGUGCUGGCACUUUAAAGAUUUAAGAUUACUGGUAUAGUUUCAUCCCGCACCCACCAAAUACGAGGUUGCCAUGGGAACAAAGCGGCAGGAACUUGAGAAUAUCGAAAGCAGGGAAUUUGCUAACCGUUACAAGCCAAACUCAACCAAUGUAAUUGCAUUGUGCAGCUGUUAAAAAUGAACCAUUUUAAUGAAGGAAGAGGAGAGUUGAUCUCCAAGGCCUUGGUAUUUCAUAUUCUGCAAGGCCUGUGCUAUUGGAUAUGUCAAGGUAGUGAUUUUAACAUUUUUACAAAACAUAUGCCUCUUUAUAGCAUCAUGUUGGCAAUUCUGUGCCAUUCUUGAGCUAGUCAUCUCAAAAUUUAAUCACAUUAUCUGGAAUUACAUUUGUUUGAAAUCUCUGGCAUUGCGGAGUGUUGUAAGGGUCCAAAACGUAACUUCUUGAAUUCCUUCUUGGCAAGCCAUGAAUUUAGAAGUCAAAGGAGGGAUAUGCCACUCUUUCUGCAAAAUGUGUCCUCUCUUUUCUGUCCCCAUCAUAAAAUGAAGACUGCCUGGAACAUGUAUUCCCCUUAAGUAAGACCAGAAAGACUGAUUAGAGUGUGGUUCAAUUCAAUUGACCUUCAGAAACAUACUCCGGAUUCAUCCAUUCUCUUUUUCCCUUAUGUCUUUUUCCAUUAAUUUCCUUUUAUACUUCCUUGUCUGUAUUAGUUUAAAGUGAUAGUUCACAAAUGAUUGUUACUGUUCACUAUCAUUUGUCUCCAAACUAAAAACCACAAUUUGGGCAUGAAAUACAUUUCCAACAACCAAACCAUAGUUUGGCCAUGACUUAUGAAAAGAGCCCGUUUCCUCCUGUUUCAUCUUUUUCUAAAGUAGCGCUAAUGUUAUUUGUAGAAUGAGGAGAUCGUUUUGAUUCCUGCUUUGUUUUAAAUGCCAAGGUCCUAUGGCUCCAGCAAAGCUGUUUGUACUCUGAUUCACUCUUAAGUAUGUCUUUUACAAUAAUUGGAUAACUUUUAGAAUUUUAAAAGUAAUGGUAUUCAAACCCCACCCACUAUACUGAAGUUUGUUACAGUUAGAAAAAAAUAGACAAUUCUGCACCCUGUAAUUUCACUGAGGUCAAUUGUGGAGUUUGUUUCCAAAAGGUACCAAAUCCCAAAAAAAAUUGCAUGAGUUAUAGGUGGGAGCACAUUGUUGGUUAGGAGUAAAAUAUUGUGUAGAGAUCAAAAUGUAUCAAAUCGCUUUGGUAAAAAGUUUGGAAAAUUGCAUUUUAUAGAAAAAGAAUGCAUAUCCUCAUCACGUUUUUCCCCCCGAUUCCUGUAAAAUUUGUUUAGAUAGAUUUGGUACCUUUUGGAAAUGAGUUCCAGAAUUAGCUAACUGUUUGAAUGGAACUGAAAUGUGCAUAACAGCUGCAGUAUAGAAAAUUGGUGCCUGACUCUCUCAAAUGUCUGAAUGUACACAAUGCAGUGACUAUCUAGAAGCAUUGAUGAUGUGGAAAUACCUUCCUGUCUGGCAAGACAAACACUGCUGCUGUGCAACCUCCAUUUUAGACCUACAUAUCCCAGUCUUCUGUGCAGUUCAACACAAAAAUGAACAGAACUUGUGCACAGCAAUGUUUGGUGGGUCAUUUCUAAAAUUAAUAGUUAUCAAGGGUUAUUUGUAAUCUUAAAUUUAUCUCCUCAUUUUAAGUGUGUAUGAUAUUAAAGGGACUCUGUCCAGUACAUUUUUAUCUGAGGUUUUUUAACAGUGAUUUCUAAAAAAAAAAAAAAAGAAGCUAUCUUUCCUGUUUUUGUAUUUUUUUAAAGUAUGAAUAACGUUCUAUUUCAUCCUUCCCUGUCCAGCAUAUUUUCAGAUGUCAUGUUAUGUAUCUUUCACCUUCUGAAUUUCAGCAUUUUCAUAAUUUCAGAGACAUUGCAGUAGCUCUGGAAGUUCAUGUUGGUGUGAAUGCACCUUUCCAACCGUGUCCAUGUCUUUACAGGAAAGCAGUCUUGAAUGGGAUAAUAUGUACUUUUGUUAGUGGGGGCACAAACAAAGCCCAUGGAAGUCAAUAAAAGCAUAAAGGAUUUCAGUUGGCUGUUAAUUUAAGCCAUGUGAUAUUUUUGAGGAAUUGGUACAUUAACACUGAGUUCUGACACGCUUUGAAAAAUUAGAGACUUCAAGAGCUUUUUAAAAAAUGCUUGUUGAUAAGGUUAUGUAAGACAGAAGAGUAUAAUGCUAACUGAACUUAUUAAACAUGCUGCUUUGAUACAGAAAGCAACUUCCAUGAUAUGCUGUAAGGCUAAGCAUGUUGUACCUACUCCCCAUUCCCCCUUUAAUCUUGGUUCAUGGUUAAAUUUAGUCCAGAAUUUCCAAACAUUUUGGGGAUGAAGUGCAGUGAUUUCACUCCAUUGAUGGCUAGAUCUUUCAAAGCAUAUUCAUUUUAGACCACACGUUGCUGUCUGGGGUAAUCUAGACACACAAGUGCAGGGGAUUUUUUGUCAAGCUAGAACUGUUAUGCCAUUGGUGAUAAACAUUUGCAAUUUUCAUGACUGAGAAGAAUUGGUUAUGGCUCAGGAAUUUAAGUCUGAGCUUCCAUAAAUGCAGGCUGUACUAGAACCUUAGCUGGCGCCCCAACUAAAUAUCUGGAAAUGACAGUUGUCUAAACUGAGAAUUUUUAAAGACAUCCUACCAAAACUUAUUAGCCGAAUUAUCUUUAAAUGAAAGUGUCAUCUGCCAUAUUUUGUAUCACAGUGAGAAAAACAUCCAAAAUGUUAAUGGCAGCAGUUUUGUCUUUCAUGAGCUUUGGUGAAGAAAAGAUUACCAUUCCUAAUAUAUAUGUAUAUGCAAUACACCAGACUAAAUAUCUUUCAGGGCAUUAAAAUAAGUAUUCAAAGACAUAGCUGUGUUAUUCUGGAUCAGUACGCAAAGAGAGCUUGCAUCACAUUUGAAACUGAGAGAAAGAAGUUGGUAACAUAAGCUUUUACCAUGCAUGGAAUUAGACUUCUUCUGAUUUAGCCUCUAUAAAAUCCCUUUGCAUAAAAAAUAAUUAUGAAAUGGAUAGUAUCCAAAUUGCCAGUCGCCCUGUGGGUUUUUAAAAAGCAUUUUUAUCACAGUGGAAACUGAAAUAAAUUCCUGUUACUUCAUCACCAAUUAGUAACGCUGAAUAUUGUACAUUAUUGGGUGGUUGUGUGUUUUCCAGGCGGUAUGGUCAUGUUCCAGAAAUAUACCUCACAACCUCUGAGGAUGCUUGCCAUAGACGUGGGCGAAAAGUCAGGAGAGAAUACAUACAGCCUAGAAAACACACAACAGCCCUGUGAUUCCGGCCAUGAAAGCCUUCGACAACACAUUGUAUAUUAUUAAUUGAUAUAUAACAAAGUUGGUUGUAAGUAGUACUAUAUGUUCUCCAAUUCUACCAUAGGGCAGAAUAUAAUUCAGAGAAAAUAGCAUUAUAUGUAAUCUGUAUGAUAUAAGCUAAUAAUUUGGAAAAGAAUUCUGGCAGAUUAAGAUGGUCCUAUGCAGAUUAUGGUAUACAUUUUGAUAAAUUAAUUGUCUGAUAUUUCUAGGAUUAUCUGAAAUUUGAGAUUCAAACUUCACAAAAAUGCUCUUUUGAAAACUUCUCUGAGUCAGGGAUUCUUAACCAGGAUCCACGGACUUCUUGGGGAUCCAUGGAAAGAUUUCGGGGGUAUCUUUGAUCUUGAAUUGAAAAAAAAAAUCAAUUCAUUAUCAUUGUGCAAUGUAAUUUUGAAUAAUCCUAAAAUUUAAAUUAAAGACAUGCUGAUGUUCAGUGUUAUAAAACUGUCUGCCGCUACAUUCUGAGAAGUGGCUCGUGGUUUUCACCUGACUGGCGAAGAGGUUCAUGGGACAAAAAAAGGUUAAGAACUCCUGCCUGAUGAGUACAUGAUCUUUUGUAUUCAUCUGGUUCACAGGUUCUUGCAAAUAUGCAAAAUCGCUUUUCAGUCAUGCCAUUCUCUUGAAGAAUGCUCCUCUUUAGGAGUGUAAUGCUGUAUUCAUUUAUGUAACAUAGUGUAGCGGUUUGAGCGUUGGACUAUGACUCUGGAAAUCAGGGUUUGUAUCCCCACUCAGCCGUGAAAACCCUCUGAGUGACCCUGGCCAAAUCACACAACUCUUUGCCUUAGAAAACCCUGUGAUAGAGUCACCAUAAGUUGGAAGCAAUUUGAAGGCGCACAACAACAAAAUCACCUGAAUAGUUAUGUUUUGAUAUGAGUAUUGAAACCUAUGAAUUCUGGCACAUUUCCUCAUUCAUGCUGAAUUCCUGAAUUUCACAACAUAUCAAAGUAGAUGCAUACCCCAAAAUACAUCCCACUUGCUCUGUGGCCUGGAAAUGGGGGUUUGAUUGUUCUCAAUGCAAGAAUAAUGUUUAGGAUUAAAUUCAGAACCCAUUUCCAGCCGUUUUUGUGUACCAACAAUGCAAGUAGGACAUGCCCAUUUGUAGUUGGUGUCAUAUAGUUAAAUAAGCAUUUACUACUGAGGAAACAACUAUGUACAAUUAAUAUUGCAAUAUCCAAUUACCUUUGUAUCAACUCAGAUGCUGUAAUAUCUUUUCUCUUGCAAUGAGCCAGAAAAACAGUGAAAUUUUGUUUUCAAAUCACUGGAAGAACUCAAACAAUUGAUGUUAUUAUUUGCUAAAGCUUGCAUUUGCCUGAGUGUUGCAAGCACGUCUUUAAAAAGCUUGACUGAUAUCAGAACGAAAUACCAUAAACUAGAGAACCCUGAGUUUACUGAUCAGCCUUAUAUUUCCUCUCAUUCUAGUUUCUUAUUUGGUUAGUAGUUUCUCUUUUGCUAGUUUGAAACAAAUUAUUACUUUAUUCUUUUCUGAAACAGUCUGAAAGUAACUCAAAAACAUUUCACACAGCUGUUUAUGCUUUAUGUUCAUAAUGACUGGAAUAAACUUGAAUGAUUUGGGGGGAAUAAAAAGCCUUUGUGCUUCUUUUUGUGUGAACUGAUAUAUAUAUCUGUGCUCAUGUACAACGGUGUGCGUAUGUAUGUGCCUUCAAGUCAACUUAUGACGACCCCAUGAAUUUACAGGGUUUUAUUAGGCAAAAGAGACGUGGACAGCUUUGGGUUUAGUCUGAAAUGUUGGGAACUCCUGAUGCCCAAGUGAAACUGCUUGGUCAGCAAAAGUACUGAAACUAAAGUAACACUUUUCACUCUGAACUUUUUUAACCAGAAUGUUCAUUCUGACCGAAUAAUGAAACCCCAGAGCUUUAAUUUUAAUUGACAGUAGGGUUUGCUUUUUUUUUUUUUUAGAAAGCAGUGCUGUGACCAUUUGAAUUGUAUUUGAAACUUGCUCAUUAAUGUAGCAUAUGUUUAGUGCUAUAGUGUCAGCAUUUUAAAUUAAUGUUUAUUUGUUUUUUGUUCUUUUACUGAAUCAUUCUACAACUAUUCUAUUGUAGAAGAGUUUAGCUGCAGAUUACAUCUCUCGUUAUAUCUAGUGUCAUUUCUACUUGAAAAUAUAUAAAUCUCUCUGAGCUUCUGUCUUCAACUUUAAAAUGCAUUGCAUUGUCUUUUACCAAAAAAAGUGGCAUUAUCUAGCAGGCUUGUCUUGUAUUUUUGUUGAAACCAGGUGUGGUUAUUACAAACAAGACUACAAUAUAAAAUGUGUUAUGUAUCUCAUAGAGAAUUUUGUAGACAAAAUCUCUGCAGCAUAAUGGGGUCGUGAUCAGAAAUAAUUCUUAAAUACGUCUAUCAUGCCUGGUCUGUUUUCAAUAUCAUCGUGUUUGCAGUUCAUUAUUCUUGAUUAACUCCAUGACAUUUUAAGAAUAUUUUGUUACUUUUGAACUCAUGUUGUAUUUAACAGAAACAUCAUAGGAAGAUAUCACAAGACCAGCCCUGCUGUAGUGAAUGCUUUCAUUGUUUCACUAUCUUCACGAAAGACUGUUCUGCUCAACUACACAUGGACUGCCUUCAGGCCUUUAUGCACUUUUUGUGACUUUACAGCUGUUGGAAAUGAAUUGUCUUGCAAAUAUUUUGAUAAAUGCGUAUGUAUUAAAAACAACAACAAAACCAAA